Phaeoacremonium minimum UCRPA7 is the source of this 753-nucleotide messenger RNA. Its product is annotated as putative nucleic acid-binding protein. The record is from RefSeq and is a predicted model, not a curated record. Lineage: Eukaryota; Fungi; Ascomycota; Sordariomycetes; Togniniales; Togniniaceae. The coding region runs from base 1 to 753 and encodes 250 amino acids. The transcript is spliced from 3 exons. Gene Ontology annotation, molecular function: RNA binding.
AUGAAGAUGAGUUCAGCGAAUGACGUGGAAGAUGUGGCCGACAAGAAAAUCAUUGACGAAGCCGUCCAGUCCGUUAGUGAGGGUGAGGCUUCACCCGAGGAGAGCCAGAGGUUCGAUUCCGAGGGAGUCGACUCGUCUGCUGGAUCUAAGAAAAAGGAGGACUCGCAUCUCGAGACCCCGUAUGGUUUGUUUGUACGGAACAUGGUAUUCGAGGCCAACGAGAGCCAUCUGAAAGAGGCUUUUGAGAAGUAUGGCGAAGUGGCACACACAUCCAUUGCCCGCGAUGGUCGGGGAUUGAGCAAAGGCUUCGGAUUUGUUUGGUUUACGAAGGAGGACGCCAUGAAAACCGCCAUCGCUGAAGCGGACGGAUCAUUUUGGCACGGUCGGCGUAUCAUGGUCGCCCCGAGGGUGAAGACAUUAAGCCGAAUGUCGAACCCGCGGAGUGUUCCGUCCCAGUCUAUCUUCAUUGGCAACAUCCCAUACGAGACCACCGACUCUGAGCUCAACCGUCUCUUCAGCGAGUUGGAAAAUGUCACCGAUGUUCGUGUUGCUGUGGACCGCACCACAGGUUGGCCGCGUGGGUUUGCCCAUGCCGACUUUGCAGACGUUGAGUCGGCCCAACGGGCCAUGGCGCGGCUGCAGAACAUGACACUUGGCGGCCGGAGGCUACGCCUAGAUUUUGCGGAGGGCAAUUCAAGGCGAAAGCGGCCUCAGCUCUCGGACACUCCUCCAGAGUUCACUGCCGAAUCUUAG